AUGGCACCUGUAGUAGGGGUGAUUGACGGUGCAAACACAAAAUUAUCAGCAUUCAAACGCCCUCUAUUCAAAGCAGACGGAAGGAGAUCUUUGAUAGGGAGUUUAGGAGUGAGAAGUGGAAGAAUUUCCUCCACCAUUAACGCGUCGACACAAACAAUUGAUUACCUAGCCACCCCUCCUGACAGUAAACAGAAUCGUGUGGAAGCUUCUAGUUCUAGCAAAAACCAAUUGACGAACUCCAGACCCCUUCAUGACGAAAUUGACUUAACCUCUCCAGUGACGAUAGUUUCUACUCCUUUCAUCUCUCAUAACGAAGAGGGAAUAGGUGAAAACUUCAGCAAAUUUCGAGGAAUAAUCUCUCACUCUAAUGAAUCUGAAGAUAUGCCAGAAGGUGGCUUAACUGGUGGAGUGGAUACUAAUGCAAUUCCCAUCAACGAUUCUAAGGCUCCUUCGGGUUUUAUCAAAGGUGAAAAUGACAAUCUAUUGCAUGCGGGAGCAGUUGAUUUCAAUCCUGCAUUGCCAUAUUGUAAACACCAGAGAAGGGAAGAUGGUAAAAAACCGGGAGAAAUGGAUGUUCAUUUUUUUGGAUCUGAGCACAGCAACAUUCCUGGUGUAGAUCUGGAUAAAAGCCUCUCCAGUCAUUUGCCUACUGGUUCUCAGACUCCGCCAUCUCAUGAAAGGGAAGUGAAUGAGGCGACCAUGGCAAUCAUCACCAAGGAUGAAAGUGUCUUAGGACAGUCACAUUCCCACGCAAAUGAAGUCGCAGUCAACCCAGCAUCUAGGGGCUUAUUUUCCUCCUCUGAAGAGAAUGAGGCCAUGGAAACCAACGAGUUGGCUCUCACUGGUGGAGUGGAAACUCCCACCAGUUCAUCGAAGAAACCGAAGAAGGUCCUCGAACGUGUCCUGAGGGAAAUGAGAGAUAGUGAGGGCAAUACCUUCUUCAGGGUUAAAUGGCAAGGUACUAGAACUCCUGAAAAGUUGAGUGAAGUCGAGAUGACGGAGUAUGCACUUGGCGCCUUUAAAUACUACCGAAAACGUAUUUCAGAGCUGAAGAGAUUACUAGGCAGAAAUAAAGAAUGA
Molecule: messenger RNA, 1080 nt
Organism: Rodentolepis nana
Lineage: Eukaryota; Metazoa; Platyhelminthes; Cestoda; Cyclophyllidea; Hymenolepididae
Source: the annotation of a GenBank genome assembly